Messenger RNA from Zalophus californianus (California sea lion), 2305 nucleotides. It is a transcript of the gene TUBB1, whose product is annotated as tubulin beta 1 class VI. The coding region runs from base 70 to 1440 and encodes 456 amino acids. The record is from RefSeq and is a predicted model, not a curated record. The transcript is spliced from 4 exons. Gene Ontology annotation, cellular component: cytoplasm; microtubule. Gene Ontology annotation, biological process: mitotic cell cycle; microtubule cytoskeleton organization. Gene Ontology annotation, molecular function: GTP binding; GTPase activity; structural constituent of cytoskeleton. Lineage: Eukaryota; Metazoa; Chordata; Mammalia; Carnivora; Otariidae.
GUGAAGAAGGGCGGCUUUCCCAGAGACUGAGGAUUCUGUGAAGACCUUACACUUGGACGCAAAGCAAGGAUGCGUGAAAUCGUGCAUCUUCAGAUCGGCCAGUGCGGGAACCAGAUCGGAGCCAAGUUCUGGGAGGUGAUUGGCGAGGAGCAUGGGAUCGACUCGGCCGGGGGCUACUGUGGGGACUGUGCCUUGCAGCUGGAGAGGAUCAGCGUGUACUACAACGAGGCCCACGGUAAGAAAUAUGUGCCCCGGGCGCUGCUGGUCGACCUGGAGCCUGGGACGAUGGAUAGCAUCCGAUCCAGCAAAUUGGGAGCUCUCUUUCAUCCGGACAGCUUCAUCUACGGUAACUCCGGGGCCGGCAACAACUGGGCCAAGGGCCACUACACGGAGGGCGCCGAGCUGGCCGAGAGCGUGCUGGACGCCGUGCGCAGCGCCAGCGAGGCCUGCGACUGCCUGCAAGGCUUCCAGCUGGUGCACUCGCUGGGCGGCGGCACGGGCGCGGGCAUGGGCACGCUGCUGCUGAGCCGGAUCCGGGAGGACUUCCCCGACCGCAUCCUAAACGCCUUCAGCGUCCUGCCCUCGCCCAAGGUGUCCGACACGGUGGUGGAGCCCUACAACGCCGUGCUGUCCCUGCAGCAGUUGGCGCAGAACGCCGACGCCUGCUUCUGCAUCGACAACGAGGCGCUCUACGACAUCUGCCUCCGCACACUCAAGCUGGCCGCGCCCAGCUACGGCGACCUCAACCACCUGGUGUCCCUGACCAUGAGCGGCAUUACCACGUCCUUGCGCUUCCCGGGCCAGCUCAAUGCCGACCUGCGCAAGCUGGCCGUGAACAUGGUGCCCUUCCCGCGCCUGCACUUCUUCACGCCUGGCUUCGCGCCGCUCACCAGCCGCGACGGCCGGCAGUACCGCGCGCUCACCGUGGCCGAGCUCACGCAGCAGGUGUUCGACGCGCGCAACGCCAUGGCCGCCUGCGACCCGCGCCGCGGCCGCUACCUGACCGUGGCCUGCAUCUUCCGGGGCCGCAUGUCCACCAAGGAGGUGGACGAGCAGAUGCUCGGCGUGCAGACCCGGCACAGCAGCUGCUUCGUGGAGUGGAUCCCCAACAACGUCAAGGUGGCCGUCUGUGACAUCCCGCCCCCGGGGCUGAGCAUGGCCGCCACCUUCAUUGGCAACAGCACGGCCGUGCAGGAGCUGUUCGGCCGCGUGGCGGAGCACUUCUCGACCAUGUUCCGGAGGAGGGCGUUCGUGCACUGGUAUACCAGCGAAGGCAUGGACGUCGGCGAGUUUGCAGAGGCCGAGAGCAACAUCCGCGAUUUGGUGUCCGAGUACCAGCAACUGCAAGACGCCAGAGCGGUUCAGGAGGACGGAGAGGUCGUGGGGGAGGCAGAAAUGGAACCGGAAGAUGGGCCACACGAACCUCGCGGGGCGGUGUGAGGUCGGCUGCAGACCCCCUCCCGCCUCCCUGCCGUCCCGCCGACUCCCCACGGGACGCGCCGCAGCCACCCGGUAUCCGCACGCAUGCACGGCCGCGGGGACAGGGGCCUGGGCGGGAGCUGGGAGCGCUGGGGCCUUCCGCUGGCUUUCACUAGCUUUCAAGACUUUGCUAUUCACUGCACACUCUAUUAACCGGGUUUUAAUGGCAAAGUGAACGUAUCGUGAAGCACACCACCUUUGUUUAGAAAUGUUGAUCGGGUAGUUACUGCAGGCACGGCGCUGUGCCAGGCAUCAAGACUACCCUCAAGACUACCUACGUGCAUGGCUACCGCGGCUGACGUCCACCUCCACCCUUUCGCAGCACCGAUGAGCACCCUGGAACCCUUGCUUGGCACCCCUGCUAAGAGUCAUACCCCAGCUUCUGUCAUGUGCACUGCCCAGCAUCCUAACUCCUGGUGCUCGCUGGCCUCCCGAAAAGCCAGGUGACUAACUGGUACGUGGGGAGCUGUGCAGCCGAAGCAAGUGUGAGUCAGCAUCCACUAGUGAAUCGUGUAGACCUUGAGUGCACGUCCGUGUACUAACUGGAAAGGGAAAAAAGGGAGGGCAGAAAAAAAAAAAAAGUGGCAGUGCUUUUUACCAAAAUACCUGGCCAAGAAAAACCCCUCAAACGACAGGCAACAGUCACCAACCCCAAUCCUCUGAUCUUUAUUUCUGAAUAGCUACCUGUUAACAUAGAUGUUUAGAUACUCUUUAAGUUUCUUAGGGGUGUUGGAUUCUGGGAAUUCAUUAAUCACCAUCUUCGGUUUUCCUGGUAAAGGCUGUUUCAAAAUGCCCUUUUCACUUUCAUUCAGUAAACACCUUCUGA